CAAAUCAGUUAAAGUAAUCUUUAUUUUGUGUUARUAUUUACAGUUAGUGCAGAACUUCUUUUCCCUUUGGAAGUGACUUCUUGCCUGCUGGGUUCCUUGUGAGGACUCAUUGUUCAGUGGACAGCACAUCAGAAGUGACUAUAUUUUUUUCUUCGUGGAUGUGACAAAUUGUCAUCUGUUUAUGUCCAAUGGGUCUGCGAAUUCACUUUGUGGUUGACCCUCAGGGUUGGUGCUGCAUGGGCCUCAUUAUCUUUGUCUGGGUCUACAACACAGUCUUCAUUCCCAAAAUCAUCCUUUUUCCUCACUAUGAAGAGGGACAUGUUUCCGCUGYGGUGAUUUUGUGUUAUUACUUUUGUUCCUUGUUUUGUAUUGCUUCGUUACUAAGAGCCUCAGUAGCUGAUCCAGGAAAACUACCUGAAAACCCAAAGAUACCACUUACAGAAAGAGAAUUUUGGGAAUUAUGUAACAAAUGCAACAUGAUGAGACCAAAGCGCUCUCACCAUUGUAGCCGUUGUGGACAUUGUGUUAGGAGAAUGGAUCACCACUGCCCUUGGAUUAAUAAUUGUGUUGGUGAAGACAAUCAUUGGCUGUUUUUACAGCUAUGUUUCUACACUCAGAUUCUUAGUUCUUAUACGCUGAUACUUGAUUUCUGCCAUUAUUACUACUUCUUACCACUGAAAAAAGAUAACCGGGAUAUGUUUGUAUGUAGACAUGAACUUGCUCUUCUAAGAAUAUCUGCCUUCAUGGGUCUGAUAGUUCUAGGUGGAAUAAGUGGCCUCUUUUAUACUCAGCUAAUGGGUAUUUUCACUGACACUACAAGUAUAGAAAAAAUGGCAAAUUGUUGUGAAGAUAUAUCAAGRCCCCGAAAGCCAUGGCAGCAGAGCUUCUCUGAAGUUUUUGGCACUCGCUGGAAGAUCCUGUGGUUUAUUCCUUUCAGGCAGAGGCAGCCACUGCGAGUUCCCUACCACUUUGCCAAUCAUGUCUAAACAGAUGGAUGGUGGGCACAGAUGGGUCCUCUAUGCUGGAAGUGUGUUACAGGUUUUAUGAUAAUAGGACUAUGACAGUCCUCAAGUCAAUUAAAAUCCACCCACCAAUCUUAGUCAUCAUAAUGUGCCACAGGCUUUAUUUUAAUAGUAGUCUGGAUUUUGUUGUGGGAUUAAUAGAAGUUAAAUGUUUAAGUUAAAGGAUAUUUACUUUCAGAUUAGCUUUCUAAAUGGGUUUCUUUAAUAUUUAACAAUGAUGACAAAAAUAAAUGCUGGACUAGAGUCUUCCUCUAUGGGUUUGAUAUUGCCUAUUUUGAUUUUUUUUUUCUCUUUUGGUAGGAAACACUGAAAUUUACAUGGAUUUUUAGCAUUCUUACCAUGUAAUCUCAUGCUGCUUUUAAUUUUAUUACAGUUGUUCUUUUUUUUUCUUGCCAAUAGAUGUGUCUAGUUGAUAUGCAGGUCAUUUUUUUAGUAAAUAAUGUUUAAUAUACCGUGGUAUUGCAUUGUGUUUGCUCUGAAAAGCUGACAUUUGAAACUGAGGCAAACUUCUAUAUCUUGCUUGUAAGAGUUUUUAAAAGUACAUAUAUAUGUAUCUGUGUACACAUACAGAGAUCCUACAUCUUAGGUUACCAUUUUAUAUACAUCUGGUCUUAGUUAAAGGUAACAUCAUAUAUUAUCAUUCAUGUCUCAUAUGUCAGCAAAAGCUAUGAAAUGCGUUGAGGGUAAAAUAG
Molecule: messenger RNA, 1714 nt
Organism: Nothoprocta perdicaria
Lineage: Eukaryota; Metazoa; Chordata; Aves; Tinamiformes; Tinamidae
Gene: ZDHHC21
Product: zinc finger DHHC-type containing 21
Exons: 8
Coding region: 189-986 (265 amino acids)
Biological process (GO): protein targeting to membrane; peptidyl-L-cysteine S-palmitoylation
Cellular component (GO): Golgi apparatus; endoplasmic reticulum
Molecular function (GO): protein-cysteine S-palmitoyltransferase activity
Source: RefSeq, a predicted model, not a curated record